AGAGACAUAGUAAGCUUUAUCAAAUGAUGGAGAACAGCAGCAACGAUGCCCAGCCGCACUUGACGGGUCUGCCGCCACUGCCAAAAAGUCUGAGCGCCGCUACGGCGGCUCCUGUGGCCAUUGGCCCCCAUCCCCGCACAGCCUCGCCGGCGUCCAGUGUUAACGCACUGACCGUAGCCGCUGGAGAACUAUACCUGGGCCCCUCCACCUCCUCGUCGGCGGCGUCACGAAAUCGUAGCUACAAUGGACACGGACACAGCCAGCGGCACGGUAGUCUGUCAUCCACGCAGGAGUCGCUCAGUGAUCGGGAAUCUGUGCACAGUCGUGCUUCCAGCACCCACAGCGCUGGGGCUGUUCACACGCCCACCAACAGCUCGAGCAGCACUGGAGCCACCUCGUCCACCAUCGACAACCAGUUGGCCAUUCUGCGACGGGAGAUGUACGGUUUGAGGCAGUUAGAUCUGUCGCUGCUGUCCCAGCUAUGGGCGCUAAACGAGUCGAUACAGGGAUUCCGUGUGUUUCUGCAAGAGCAGGACGCACUGUCGCCGCCCUCGAGGUCUCGUACUCCAUCGGAUGCGAAUUCCUUGAGCUCCGACGAAGAGGACGAUGGCUCCUAUGCGCCAGUAGCCUUGCCUAAGCUGACAGAUGCUGCCGGUGCUGGAAGUGCGGGAGUUGUGAACUCAAGGGCCAUGGCCUCGCCGGCAGCCAGCGGGGGACUGCCCACCAAACUGGCCACUGGGUCGACCACAUCCCACGCCUCAACUAGCUCCACAUCAGGAGCAUCUGGCUCCUCAUCCGCUGCCUCCUCGAUGGGCAAACACCAGCAAAUGCAGCAGCAACAACAGCAGCAGUCGCAAUCGGCUAACCACUACCAUCAGAGGCCAGCGCCACCACCCGCACCACCAGCUCAGCACAAGGCGCAUCCACAGUUGCCGCGAAUCCUGCAGCAGCGCAUGAGACAGGCACCGCCUCCGCCGCCACCCACAAGGCAAAAGGCGGGCGGCGGUGGCGGAGGCGGAGGCGGAGCUAGCACCAGCAGCAGUAACCACAGCAUUAGCAGCGUCACCCAGCCGCAUCCACAUUCACACCAACAUCCCCAACAUACCCACCAUUCGCGACCUGUAUGACAAAACCCGUUCUUGGACUAAGCCAAGUUCAAGAACAGAAGCAGAUUCACAUAGCAGCCGCUGCCAACACUUCGGAAAGGGUCAAUUAGACGACAUUUCUCCAAGAGUCAAUUCAAAUUCAAGUGCAGAAAGAUCCCACACAUCACUCUAUCAACUAUCAACUCAUAAAGCUUGCCAUGGUCCCUUGUUCUUGAUAUUGAAUCUCGAAACAUAUGAACGGUUUAUAAAUGUUUUUUGCAAAACGAUGAAAAUGUCUUUGAAUGUAAGCGUACCACUUUUCACGUUUAAUAUUAAAUAAUAAACACAAGAAAUUUGUAUUCAAUAAUAAUCGCUAAGUAGUAAAGGAUAAGAUCCUUAUAUGCAUCUAUGUAUUACUCAAAUUGUAUAAACAUAAAUCUAAAAUGCUUGAAAUUCCGCAUCGAAUUCAUAGAUCUAGUUCUAUUAUUUGCGUUGACUCUGAAAUGUUUUGUUAGAAUGCAUACUACUAUCCAACAACAAAAACUAAACGAAAUUGUUCCAACUCAUGUAGCACUAACCAAAACUAAACUCUUGGCCUAUACAUAUGAAUAUCUGGAUUGAUUUUAUAGCCCUGUUAAGACUUAGUUUCGUAAUGGCGUAUCGAUUGGAAAAUUAUAUAUUACGAACAUGUAUCUGCAUCUCAAAAGCAAAAUCUAGCUGAUCUUACUGUUAGUCCAAUAAUCCUAUCAUUAAAAAUACAACAAAAAACUAGGCAUAUAUAUGUAAAGCUCAAGUAUUGGAGCAAAUCCCCCGAGCAGUUGUACAGUGCGUUUCAGAUCUAUAAGUCAGUUGCAUGUUCCGUGAAGCAAAAAACCAUUUUAAGCUAGUUUCGGUUGUACAUUUUUCCAAUUUGUUCAAAAAUCUUACCCAAGUCAUGGAUAACAGAAUUGUAAGUCUGAAACGCAUUGCAUAUAAUAUUUAUAUUCUAAAUACAUAUACAAUUUUUACCAAGUAACAGUUAAAGAGCGAAAAUUGAUGAAAACGCAGUAGAUACCAUCGGUAUCUCCCAUAUCACAAGCAUAAAGCGGGAGAUUGCGAAAUGAAAACAGAUUUACAUAUAUUACCUAAUCAAAAAUUAUACAAUUUCCAAUAUUUAUUGUUAGUUCUUAGAUUGUUUUAUUUCUCAAAACAAAUUCUUUAUAAUCUACUAAAAUUAAAUCACCCUAUGAAGUUAAA
Drosophila mauritiana is the source of this 2321-nucleotide messenger RNA. RefSeq names its product atrophin-1 (gene lmgB). The transcript has a single exon. Bases 24 to 1127 code for a protein of 367 amino acids. NCBI's taxonomy places the organism in Eukaryota, Metazoa, Arthropoda, Insecta, Diptera, Drosophilidae. The record is from RefSeq and is a predicted model, not a curated record.